Molecule: messenger RNA, 3057 nt
Organism: Malaya genurostris
Lineage: Eukaryota; Metazoa; Arthropoda; Insecta; Diptera; Culicidae
Gene: Ocrl
Product: inositol polyphosphate 5-phosphatase OCRL
Exons: 9
Coding region: 226-2856 (876 amino acids)
Biological process (GO): signal transduction; phosphatidylinositol dephosphorylation
Cellular component (GO): membrane
Molecular function (GO): phosphatidylinositol-4,5-bisphosphate 5-phosphatase activity
Source: RefSeq, a predicted model, not a curated record
GGCAUAAUUAAUUUGACAGUUAGCGAAAAAAGAAACCUUUGAAAUGUUGUAUAGUUUAAUUUUUGAUAGUGAAGAAUUUUCGAACCAUGUUAAAUAUCUGCAUAAAACAAGUUAUCUGAAUCAAACAGUUUCAUAAUUGCUUCGCCUUAAAGUAGGAGGUAUUGUGAUAAGUGUAAAUUUGAUAGAAGUAGUCAAGUCAUAAAGUCUUGUAGUCAGCAGCGGACAAUGAACUCCGGAAGCUAUGAUUCCACUAUUAUCACGACCGUCACGCAGAAAUUCCGUGAGGAUGAAUCCAUUCUAGCGAUAUUUGAAGGCUACCAAGUAGUAGGGAGUAAACACCAGAAUCGUUUGUUGGUGAUCGCCAGCUCUAAUCACACAUCAGCAUUGUUUGCUUUCUCGAUAGCUCGAUAUCCACCGGAGAGCAUUUCCGAUUUGACGAUCGCUGCAGUUUAUCCGAUCGAUGAUUCGUUUUGGGUGAAUCCAGAAUCCGGUGUAGCUGGUUCCAUCUCCAGCCAUCAGUUUACAAUAUUUUAUCAAAACGAACCAACAGUGUAUUACUACCCGGCAACGCAAGAUGCGAUUGUGUCGAAGGACAACUUCAUAAGUAAACUGAAAAAUUUAAUUUCUACCUAUAAGAGUGCGGCAUCUCAGGCAGCGGCCGCAUCAUUCCCGUUGGAUUUCAAGUGGUUGGAAAAUUAUAAACGGGCAGACAUGCUGGCGAUCGAUAGAAACAUUGCUGAUGGUAGUCAGGCACCGAAAACGCGUGAUUCUAAAUUUAAGGAAGAAUUGGAUCGAAGACGCCACGAGUACAUUGUCUACGAGCCGUACAAGAUUUACACGGCGACGUGGAAUGUCAACGGACAGACCUCGGAGGAUAUUGAGCUGCCGGAAUGGUUGUCGACGACGGACGAUCCACCGGAUAUUUACGCCGUUGGCUUUCAGGAAAUCGAAUGGACACCGGAGAAGAUUAUCAUGAAUGAAACCAAAAUUGACCGGACGUGGGUUAAUAAGGUAAUGACGGGAUUACACAAGGGUGCUGAAUACGAAGAACUUGCGUCGGUUCGAUUGGUUGGCAUGAUGUUGACGGUGGCAGUUAAAAGGACAUUGCGGGAUCAAAUUUCGGAUUGUCUAACAGCCGCCGUCGGUACGGGAACUUUGAAAUGGGGAAACAAAGGCGGAGUUGGUGUGAGUUUCCAGUUGAACGAGGCACUGUUGUGUUUUGUCAACUCACAUUUGGCUGCUCACACCCAGGAAGUUGAUCGUCGAAAUGAAGACCACGAUGAAAUUAUAAGACGGAUGUCGUUCGAGAAAACAUUCCGUGGCCGUUCAAUUGACGAGCAUAAUCACAUAUUUUGGAUCGGAGACCUAAACUAUCGUCUGAAUGGUGAUAUUACCCAGGAACAUGUGAAUGGCAAAGAUCGGGACUACAAUCAACUUUACUCUUACGAUCAGUUAUACAUGGAGAAAGGACGGAAACGAAUAUUUCGUGAGUACAAAGAGGGUAAGAUUCUGUUUGCACCAACGUACAAGUACAACCCCGGCACGGAUGACUGGGACAGUAGCGAAAAGAGUCGCUGUCCUGCCUGGUGUGAUAGGAUUUUGUGGAAGGGAUCCCGUACGGAGCUGCUGAAGUACGACAGCGUGAUGCAACUGCGACGAAGUGAUCACAAACCGGUCUAUGCCGUGUUCAAAAUGGAGGUAGAGACGAAAGAUGAUCAAAAGUUCAAAAAAGUACACGAAGAAGUUUUGAAAACUGUCGACAAAUAUGAAAACGAUAACCAACCACAGAUAACGGUGGAGCAAACUGAUCUUGACUUUGGCCUAAUCCGGUUCAACGAGAAAUAUUCCCGGGAAUUGUUGGUGGCGAACAAUUGUCAUCUCCCGGUUCGGUUCCGGUUCGCUGCCAAAGACGAUCGCAAUAGUCAAGUGUGCGAGGAUUUCAUUCACAUUAGUCACAAAGCGGGCGAACUCAUCACCGGCAAUAGUCUCAGCAUACGGAUAGACAUUCUGGUGGAUGCCAAAGCUGCUUCGCGGAUGCUGAAAAAACUUAAGGAUGCUAAGGCUGGUGUUAAAAUUCCACUCGACAUCUUGGUGCUACACGUGGAAAAUGGUCGUGACAUUUUCAUCACCAUUUUCGGAGAGUACAAGCAAAGCUGCUUCGGCGUUUCGUUGGAAACGUUGAUGAAGCUGAACAAACCAAUCUUUGAGUACGAUAUACAUGAAUUGAUAGCAUUGGAGAAGGAAGAGAAAUUGAUCGAUCUAACCGGCGACGGAGAGUCAGAGCUGAAGAUUCCAAGAGAAAUUUGGCGAUUAAUAGACUACUUGUACAACAGCGGCAUGGACAAUCCGCAGUUGUUCUGUCUCAAUAGAACGCAUUCCAAGCAUGAAAACAUUCUGGAAAUACGGGAUUGGUUGGAUAGUUGGUCGUCAGAACCGUUUCCUGGGAUACCGAAAACGGCGGCGGAAGCACUUCUGAUUCUACUUGAGUCUCUACCGGAACCGGUGCUUACCAUAAACGAGCGGGAAUGCUUGGUUAACGCUGACAAUUACGAUCGGUGCCGGGAGCUGAUACGGACAAAGCUAAAACCUGUCCAUCGUCUGGUGUUUUUGUACAUUUGCAUGUUUCUAAUCGAAUUGCGACGUAAAAAUCCCUCCAUUCGUCUAGAAAUGCUUGCAACUGUUUUUGGUCGAAUAUUGAUUCGAAGUCAGACACCACUGGUACGGACACCAACGGGAAAUGAUGUGUACGCUUAUACCGACGGUGAGCGCGAUCAACGGAGACGAUUCAUGAUGACCUUUUUGACCAGCAAAAUACAGGAAUUCGCUCGUGCAGAGAUGGACAGUAAUGGACUCUAAACAUGUAUUCGAGCACUUAAGUACGUAGUUAAAGAAAAGAGAUCUGAAGCGAACAGCUCGACUUCGUUUGAGAAACGUUAAGUUUUGUGGAUCAAGCAUUAGUAGAAUUGCUACAACGGAUCUCUUGAUAAACAAGCUUUUAUAUGUAAAUAAUUAUAAUUAGAAUAAAUGGCAACAUGUUGGCCUAUAUCCUUGAUUGAA